AUGGCUGCAUCUCAAGAAUUUUACAAAUCAAAACGCGCGACCAUCAAGGGAAAACUCACAAGAAUAGCGAACUUCCUUAAGAGUUUUGAUGAGAAAACUAACACUUUUGCUGAAAUCAAAGCGCGUCAAACGGAAUUGGAGAAAAUAUUCACUAGUUUUGAUGAAGUUCAAUCUGCGAUCGAUGAAUUCGAUUAUGAGUUACCCGAGAAAAGGGAAGCCCACGAAAAGGAUAGG
Messenger RNA from Iphiclides podalirius (scarce swallowtail), 234 nucleotides. Lineage: Eukaryota; Metazoa; Arthropoda; Insecta; Lepidoptera; Papilionidae. The record is from the annotation of a GenBank genome assembly.